This is a messenger RNA of Cotesia glomerata, 5051 nucleotides long. It is a transcript of the gene ndl, whose product is annotated as serine protease nudel. Gene Ontology annotation, biological process: proteolysis. Gene Ontology annotation, molecular function: serine-type endopeptidase activity; protein binding. Lineage: Eukaryota; Metazoa; Arthropoda; Insecta; Hymenoptera; Braconidae. The transcript has 18 exons. Gene Ontology annotation, cellular component: plasma membrane. The coding region runs from base 178 to 4992 and encodes 1604 amino acids. The record is from RefSeq and is a predicted model, not a curated record.
UCUCAAAAAAAUAAAUCGUCGAUAAUAUCAUCAAAUACAUCAAUUACUAGCACGGAAAAACCCGUUACAUUUUCAACUGUUAACGCAGAGCCGACCAGAUUCACAAUCCCAAUUGAAGUUCCACGAUUUGGAAAGUCCAGAGAAGAAAUCGGUUCAGGUUCGAAAGUGAGGGACAGAAUGACGACACGUGAAACUAAGAACAACAACAUUAUCAAGCAGAAUUACAGAGAAGUAGUGGGAAUUACUGAAGAUCCUUCGGUUUUGAAGACAUUACAGCUUUCUUCAUUGAAAGGAGAGACCAACCAAGGAAUGCAAUCACCCGAAUCGGCUAGCUCACCAUCAAAAUCGGCAACAGACAACAACUCUGUAUCACCUUUCAUGUGUUAUUGGCCUUUAGCAUGUUUCUUCAAUCAAACCUCAGGCCAACAGGUCCAGGCUCCUGAAUCAAUAGCUGCUAAUCCUCUCCCGUCGGCUUCUCGUAUUUUUCCAUGGAAUCCAGCCAAUUUAGGUCCAACUUUCGGAAGUUACAACCCGUUUAUUCCAUCAGAAAUCUUUUGGCUUAAUCCACGAUUUUUCGGACCUAGUGGACCCGGAGGAAAUCUUGAAGGUCGUAGUUCAGUUAAUCAACCUGUCCUAUGUUCUCAUUUUCCCGCUCAUAUUCCACCCAAUGAUUUUCAAGAAAAAUACGGUCAUCGUGAUUCUGGUCAGCAGGACAACAAGGAAACUGAUCCAAAAAUCGAGUUAAAAAAUCUAGGGACCCUGGAAUGCCCCGAGAACUACUUCAAAUGUUUUGGAGAAAGUAAAUGUAUUCUUCAAAAAAAUUGGUGCGACGGAAUUGUUGAUUGCGAAGACUCCAGCGACGAGAUCCAUUGUACAUGCAAAGAUAGGGUUGCUCCUAAUAAACUCUGUGAUGGUUUCUUCGAUUGUCCACGGGGUGAAGACGAACUUGGAUGUUAUGGAUGCGGUAACGAUUCAUUUAGCUGCCUGGACUGGACUAGAAAAAAUGUCCAAGGAAACUGUGUUCUCUUAUCUCAACGAUGUAACGGCGCAGAACAAUGCCGCAAUGGAAGAGAUGAGAAAGACUGUCACAUUUUAACUGAAUCAUUCAUCGAUAAUAAUGAUAUAUCAACAAUUGGCCACUCUUCUGGAUAUCUCUUCAAGAAUUGGUUUGGAAAAUGGUACCCAGCUUGUACGUUAACCGAGGCUUGGGCUGAUAAGGCUUGUCGAAGUGAAAUAGGAUCACUGACAGGCAACCCGACGAUCAAAAUGGAGACAGCCCUACGCGAGUCCAGACUCGGCCCGUACAUUUCAAUGACAGAAUCCGGAAAUAUUGAGCUGACACCUGAAUGUAACGACCAAGCAGUUUUUGUUAAAUGCCCGUCGAUUCCUUGCGGGUCAGUGGUUGCUGGUUUAUCCGACGAAUUUUCACCUUAUGAAGAUUUUAUGGUAGCUUCACCUAAUACGUUAAAUGGUACAACUAAAUCUUCUGUACCAUUAACUACUGAAGCCUUUGAAGAUCUGAACAAUUUUGAAAAAAUUUCCGGUGACAGUCGAGUGGUUGGAGGCCGUGCUAGUCAACCACAUGCCUGGCCGUUUUUAGUUGCCAUUUAUCGAGACGGUUAUUUUCAUUGUGGAGGAACAAUUAUUAAUGAACGUUGGAUAUUGACGGCCGCUCAUUGCACAGAAAGCUACAAUGACCAUUAUUACCAAAUAUUUGCUGGCCUUUCAAGACGUUUUUCAUUUUCUCCAAUGGCUCAAAUCCGUCAAGCCCAAUUUGUGAUCCCACAUCCUGAGUACAACGGCCGUAUAAUGAGAAAUGAUUUGGCGCUGAUUAAAUUAAACGAUCCAUUAAGAUUAAAUCGAUGGAUCCGCUCUACUUGUCUUCCUACAAGUGUACGGGGAAGUCCACUUGUUAAUGAAAUCUGCACAACCGUCGGAUGGGGUGCUACAUCUGAAAAUGGGCCUGAUCCGGAUUAUUUACGAGAAGUAGAAGUACCCAUUGCAGCUACAUGCAAUUUCAAAUUCGACCGAAGCAGUGGAAUUAUCUGCGCUGGUUGGAGCGAAGGUGGGAGAGACGCGUGUCAAGGUGACAGCGGGGGUCCACUAAUGUGCCGGAUACCUAUAGAGAGUUCUAAUAGAUGGUACAUUGCUGGAAUUGUUAGCCAUGGAGAAGGUUGUGCACGUCCUAACAAAACUGGAGCUUACACGCGAGUGAGCUAUUAUUUACCCUGGAUCAACAAAACCAUGAAUUCUGAUCAGGAACCAUUCGGACCUAAACCUUUGGCCGAUUGUCCUGGAUUCAAAUGCCACGAAAAAAUGGGAAAAUGUUUGCCAUUUAACCGACGGUGUGACAAGAAAGUUGACUGCUUGAAUGCUGAGGAUGAAACAAAUUGUUACCACUUUUAUAAAAGUGUCGAACAGACAACCGAAGCAUUUGUCAAUCCGAGCGAUGAAGCUACUCCAAGUGAGGUUGUCGAGGAAGUAGCUGUCAAUAAUUUUAACAGUCCAAAGGCAGCUGAAAAGCCAGUUGAUAAUGAAAAUUUCUAUGGGACUGUGGCUUCGAUUUAUCCAGAUGAAAACAGCUUAAAUGACCAGAAUGAGACAGACCUCAAUACAACUUUGGGAAAUGAAGAAAAUGUUACGGAUGACAUAGGAGACGCAGGAAAUGAGAUAUCAGAAAGCAGUAGCAGCAGAUAUGAUUACGAAAAUGAUAUCCUAGAGACCGACUCAAGAGCACAUAAAAAUGUCGCACCAACUAAAGAUAUUGAUGACACAUGGAAACUGAUAGAAAACACCAAUGAUUUUAUUUGCUCAAAUAUAACUCAGGUUAUCUCGAAGCCUCUUAGGUGCGAUAAAAAAAUCGACUGUGAAGACGGAACAGAUGAACUCAAUUGUAGGUGUAUUGAUAUUUUGACCAUCAAAUACCCUCUAUCAAUUUGUGAUGGGCGUAUCGACUGUGCGGAUAAAAGCGACGAACUCUAUUGCAAUAAUAGGAAUACUGAUCAGGAUACUUAUCUCUGUCCUCGAAGUGCUGUUUUAAUUCCUGCGGAGAAGAGGUGCGAUAGAAAUAAGGAUUGUGAGUUACAUGAUGAUGAAAAAGAUUGUUAUGCAUUAACAAAUGGAGAACAAAUCGAAGUAGAUAUAGAAGGUUCAACAACAUUGAAGAAAAAUGGAAUUGUAUCAAUCAACAGGAACAAUCUUUGGAACAUUUUGUGUUUUACCAACAUAACAGAUUUAGGAAAGACAGCCGAUGAUUACUGCGGUGCUGUUGGUUUUUACAAACACGAAUCAGCUAGUUUCCACCCCGUUAACCUGAGAAAAUUGGAAGUUCAUCUAAGUUCAGAUAACAGUUCUAUAACUUUCGACCCCGAUGAAGUUAUUAAAAGGAUUUCACCAGAAGAUUCUGAUCCUUGGAUGUGUCAUGCUCUUUACGUGGAUUGCAAAAUGAAUUUUAAAGAACCCGUGGACGAAUAUUUAUACAAAAGCAACGUGCCUAAUAACGACACAUAUUUAUUACCAUGGGAACCGGCUAUUUUCGUGGACGGUAAAUACCAUUGUCCGGCAUUGUUAUUAAACACUGAAUGGGCUAUGACUUCUACACACUGUACAAAUGAUAUCAACCUCGACAAAAAUAUCACUGCUAUUAUAGCAGGGUUAUCAAUACCUCAUCAGUAUGUAGACGGUCCUCAUCAGCAAACCAGGAUGGUGAAUCACAUCGAGAACCUUGACCAAUUUCACACCAGUUUAUUGCACUUUGAUAAGUUACCUGUAACUCGUUAUAUUAAACCAAUAUUUAUUAAUAAUAGACCAUUAGUUGCUACAGAAGGAGAGCACUGCCAAGCUACAGGAGUAAAUAAGAAGUUGGAGAAACAGUCUGUAGGAUUUGAUGGAGUUGCUGAAGAUUGUCCGUCAUGCAAAAGAUGUUUUAGAGAUGUGUCAAAAUAUGAGUGCCCUAAAAAUGGUACCAUGGGAAAAUGGAGCGGAUUUAUAUCAUGUCACAAUUCUCGUGGGUGGUAUCCAGCAGCCGUUUUUCAUGAAAGAGACAUUCUUUGUGAGUUUGAGGAACCUCAAGCAUUAACUGGGAUCGAAGAAAUGCUUCCUUAUUUAACGACAGUCAUGGAUCAAAAUUAUUUCAAACUUCCAAAUGCGCAGUGCGAUGCUGAUGGUAUGAAAUGUACUGAAGGUAAAUGCCUUCCAUUUGAAAAAAUUUGUGACGGUAUCCAAGAUUGUCGAGAUGGAUCCGAUGAAAAUGAAGAAAACUGCAUCCGGAAAAAAGACCACUGCAAUCAGUUGAUGGAAGAUGAAUCUGAUAAUCCUUCGUGUGGAUGCUCUAGCCGGCAAUUACGAUGCGAAAAUGGCAACUGCAUAUCGAAAGAUUUGUUUUGUAAUGGGUACGUCGACUGCGAAGACGGUAGUGAUGAACCGCUGGGCUGCAGUUGCAGAGACUAUCUUCGUCUGACAUCACCACAUCGUCUAUGCAAUAAGGUUCGAGACUGUUUUGACAAAUCUGAUGAAGCUCAAGAGUAUUGUGGUUGUUCAAAUGACCACUACGAAUGUUCUAAUAGUACUAUGACCAAUGGCCAGAAACAGUGUAUCCCUUAUGACUUUGUGUGUGACGGACAUAAAGAUUGUCUUCAUGGAGAAGACGAGUCUUUGUGCAGAACAAUACAAAGUGCUGAUGACACAGUUGCUGCAGGAAGGGUGUUGAAACGCCAACUUGGAGUCUGGUUUGACGAAUGCUUCCCUCAUCCAAUCAAUUCUGACCAACAAGCUGCAAUAAUAUGCACAACGAUGGGAUACUCAAGCGGUGUGCUUUUGGACGAAAAAUCUCGUAGUGCAUAUCCAACCCCUCAGACUAUACAAGAAGCUCCAUAUUAUACUAUAAAUUUAAAUGGCUUGGCUUUGAUCAUUCUCAAAGAUGAUGUACCAUCAGCGGUUUUAGUAUCUCAACGUGAUGAGUGCAAUCGUGCUUUUAUUAAAUGCUUUAAAUAAUAUCAUUUUAUCACAUUAAUUAUUUUUAGUUUUUAAAAUUUUUUAUUAAUUUUUUAUAU